AAAACGGAGGUAGGGGGUGGCUGCGUGUUUCCGGAAGACGUGGCGGCUAUUGCCUGGGCAGUUUCCCGGCUUCUUUUCUCCCGACUCAGCUUUCCCACCCUGGGCGUUCGGAGGUGCUGCCGCCGCUGUUCCCACCACUGCAGCCAUGAUCUCCUUAACGGACACCCAGAAAAUUGGAAUGGGAUUAACAGGAUUUGGAGUGUUUUUCCUGUUCUUUGGAAUGAUUCUCUUUUUUGACAAAGCACUACUGGCUAUUGGAAAUGUCUUAUUUGUGGCUGGCUUGGCUUUUGUAAUUGGUUUAGAAAGAACAUUCAGAUUCUUCUUUCAAAAACAUAAAAUGAAAGCUACAGGAUUUUUCCUGGGUGGUGUAUUUGUAGUCCUUAUUGGUUGGCCUUUGAUAGGCAUGAUCUUCGAAAUUUAUGGAUUUUUUCUCUUGUUCAGGGGCUUCUUUCCUGUGGUUGUUGGCUUUAUUAGAAGAGUACCAAUCCUUGGAUCCCUCUUAAACUUACCUGGAAUUAGAUCAACUACAUAGGCCCCAGAAGAGAUCCACAGUAAUGUUUGUAGAUAAAGUUGGAGAAAGCAACAAUAUGGUAUAACAACAAGUGAAUUUGAAGACUCAUUUAAAAUAUUGUAUUUAUAAAGUCAUUUGAAGAAUAUUCAGCACAAAAUUAAAUUACACGAAAUAGCUUGUAAUGUUCUUUACAGAAGUUUAAAACGUAUAGGCUACAAAGUACCAGCAGCAAUUAGCAAAGAAGCAAUGAAAACAGGCUUCCAGUCAAGAGAUCUAAGAAGUCACCAAGCAAACUAAGGGAGAUGAAAUCCAUGUUACAAUGCAUAUUGAAACUCUUGAAGACUAUUUGUAUUGCUUUUCCACAAUUUGCAAAACACAGCCAUCCUUAGAGAACUGUGGUGCCUGCUUCUUUUCUGUUUAUGUUGAAGGCUCAGGAGUACCCAUAGGCAUUUGCUUUUUAGAAAUAUCCACUGUAGUGACAAAAAUAUUUCCAGUUGCACCGUGUCUCUGAAAGUGAUGCAUGACUUAGAUUAGAUUAUGUCAUUUUGAUAUAUUAAAAGGAAGGAAAACACAGUUUUGAUGUAUGAAUCACUUUUUAUUUGUAAACCUGGUUGAAAUGUUUGUGAUUCUUUUGAAUCUUAAUAUUUUAAAGCCAGAUGAAAAUUGAACUAGGUAUUCUUUGUUGGAAUAUGUAAAGGUAAUUUUUACUAACUCUUAGUUCCUAAAUUAUAACUGACUACGUUUGGUCAACAACACACUCUGGAAAUACUCAUACUUCUUGGGAGUCUGCCCUUCUAAGUAUAUGUAUCAUUCAUUACAUGUAAGCAUUUAUCAAAAAGCAUUCUUGACCAUGAAGUAGUUGGUUUCAUAACAUGUCUCAUUAAAUAGUGUUUUAUUUAAGAUAGUAAAUGAUGUGAACCAAAUGGAUUUUUCCAUAUCAUGAUGUAAUUUUUUUCUUUUUUUUUUCUCAGAUAUAGCAGUGGUUUAUUAUUUUGUUUUCAUAAAGUAAAAUAACUUGGUAAUGUAUAAGACAUGUUAAAAGGUUAAACUUAUGACUCUUUUUAAAGGGCUAUUCAUUUAAUGAGUUUUUCCUUAUUUUCAACUUUUUCCUAACAUACAAAAAUCAUUAUAUAUAACGUGUAUUUCAUAUGAUCACUCUUAAUCUUGAGUAAAUCAAGAAAAUACCUGAGUUUACUUGCUAAAGUUAUUUUAAUGUAAUUAAACUAGCUAUAGUUUCUUAAAAACAUAACACUAAAAAGAUAAUUUUUUUCUACCAUUGCUGAUUGACAAACAGUAGGAAAUAGCAGUUGUUUCUUCUUUAAUUUUCCAAGAUAUGGCAGCUUUUAUGAUAGAUAUAGGAACACAUGUCAACAGCUACAGUACUAUUUGUUUUACCACUAAUCAUUGCACUGUUUACUUUUUUUAAACAGUUGCAAAGCUUUUUAAUGCAUGAAAUUAUAAUCAAAAUUUGUAGUAUUUAUUUACAAACAUGUCUACAAAAAUAUGUUACAACUUAUUUUAUUUUUAGUUAAAUCUCCUUAUGCACAGAGCACUCCCAAUCUUGUUCAUCUAAAGAAGGAAAGACUUGGUAUAUAGUGUAAUGGUUCAGUCUUGUGGAUUACUGACUUUUUUGGUACUUGCAUUUGACUAAUGAUCUAAUCUGUGAAAAUGUGACAAUAUUGACAAAUGGAGACGCCUACCUCAAUAGUUCAUGGAAUAAUAAAAGCCUAGUAUUGUGUCAUGUUCUUCAAAAAAGUAAUAUCCUCACUUGGAGAGUGUCAAAUAUAUAUACUUUGAGGAUCAACUUAUAUAAGGUGCCCUGUAGAAUUCUGUUACACAUAUUUUUGACUGACCCCUAUUAUUUUUAGUGGUUGGAUAAUUCUGUCUUUUUAGAGCAAAAUGGUAUCUGUUAAUGUAAGGAACAUAUGUAUUAUUUAUCUCCUUUGUAAACAUGAAUUUCUAUUGAAAUGUUCUUUGCACUAUAACAGAGAUCCCUUUUCAACAAUCUUAUUUCAGAAAGCAUUAUUAGAAUUGAAAGAAUUUGAUAAUCUACCAAUCCUUAGUAAGAUUGAGAGGCUGGAGCAGUUUUCAGUUUAAGUCUGUAGUUAAUAUCAAAUGUGAGUUUGGGACUACUUGGCAGCAUUGUAUAUUUCUUAUUCAGGACCCUUGAUGGCUCUAUUUUUAAACAUAUUAAUCUGAUAGAAGCACUAUAUAGCCUAUUGUUUCUUCAUAUCCAAAAUCAGCCCUCUGUCUUUGUGAUAAAAUGUACUUUGAUAAUUUCUCUACAGAUGGAGGAAGAGGUCUAAUACUAUGUAGCCUUAAGUGUUUCUGUCAUUGUUCAAGUGUAUUUUCUGCAACAGAAACAAAUUUGGAGUGUUUUUAUUUUCCCCUUAUAAACUGUAAUUCCUGGAAAACUGCUGCUUUAAAAAGUCUCACUUUCAGAUUAUAUUAUCCAACAAUUGAAUAUUGUAAAUACACUUGUCUUACCUCUCAAUAAAAGGGUACUUUUCUAUUAA
Carlito syrichta (Philippine tarsier) is the source of this 3027-nucleotide messenger RNA. RefSeq names its product golgi transport 1B (gene GOLT1B). NCBI's taxonomy places the organism in Eukaryota, Metazoa, Chordata, Mammalia, Primates, Tarsiidae. Gene Ontology annotation, biological process: endoplasmic reticulum to Golgi vesicle-mediated transport; retrograde transport, endosome to Golgi. The transcript has 6 exons. The record is from RefSeq and is a predicted model, not a curated record. Bases 146 to 532 code for a protein of 128 amino acids. Gene Ontology annotation, cellular component: membrane; endoplasmic reticulum.